CCUCCGAUCCGGCCUGCCCCCCCCCCCCAGGGCCACCCCGGCCACGCGCUAGAGCCGUGGCGGCCCUGCGGCUGCCCGGGAGAUGUUACACCGCUGUUGCCGGCCAUUAUGAUCCCAGAAGAGGAGACCCCCCCGGGAGAAGAGGCCGAUGGGGAUGCGGGCGGCGGUUUCCCGCUCCUGCUGCAGCCCUCCGAGAGCGGCAGCUUGCGGAAGCAGGGCUGCGACCCCUGGGCACAGACGCAGCGCAGCCGGCUGCAGCACCGCCGAGCGCGGAUUAACCAGCAGAUCAACAAGGAGAUGAGGAUGCGAGCCGGAGCAGAAAACCUCUUCAGGGCCACCAGUAACCACAAAGUGAAGGAGACCGUUGUCUUGGAACUCAGCUACGUCAACUCCAACCUGCAGCUGCUGAAGGAGGAACUGGAGGAGCUGAACAGCUGCAUGGAUGUGUACCAGAACGACAGCGACUCCAUCAGCGUCCCCAUGAUCCCACUGGGGCUCAAGGAGACCAAGGAGCUGGACUGGGCAGCGCCGUUGAAGGAGAUGAUCUGGCACCACUAUGGCGAAGACAGUGCCUUGUUUGAGACGGAGAUCAGCAACCUGGUGGAGCUGCGGCAGGCCAUGCGGACUCCCAGUCGGAAUGAAGCCGGCCUGGAGCUGCUCAUGGAGUAUUACGCCCAGCUGUACUUCAUAGACAACCGUUUCUUCCCUCCCACUCGGACCCUCGGCCUCUUCUUUCACUGGUACGACUCCCUCACAGGGGUCCCCUCGCACCAGCAGGCCCUGGCCUUUGAGAAGGCGAGCGUGCUGUUCAACAUCGGGGCCCUGCACACCCAGAUCGGGGCGCGCCAGGACCGGACCACCUUGCAGGGGCUGGACUGUGCCAUCGAAGCUUUCCAGAGGGCGGCUGGAGCCUUCAACUACCUGAAGGAGAACUUCUCCAACGCCCCCAGCCUGGACAUGAGCACCGCCUCCCUCAACAUGCUGGUGCGGCUGAUGAUCGCGCAGGUCCAGGAGUGCGUCUUCGAGAAGGUCCUCCUGCUCCGCGCCCAGAGCAGCUUCCUCAGCUGCCUGCAGCUCGCGCAGGAGGCAGCCAGGGUGGAAGAGGUCUAUUCCUUGGUGUACCAGACCAUGACGCAGCCCCACGUGAAGGACUACGUCCCCUUCUCGUGGACCACGAUGGUGCACGUCAAGGCCGAGCACUUCACGGCGCUCUCGCACUACUUCGCCGCCAUCGCGCUUUGCGACCACCCCGCAGCCCCCGGCGCAGACCCCCCCGAGCACGAGAAGGCCUUUCUCCAGUUGCACAUCAGCGCGCCGGAGGGGCCGGCCCUUCGCCUGCUCCUGCAGGACCCGGAGGAGCGGAGACGGCUGGGCAAAGCGCACCUGAAAAAGGCCAUCAUGCGGCACGAGGAGGCCAUGAGGAUCCACGGCCUGUGCAAAAUCCUGCGCAAGAUGGACAUCCUGCAGGAGGUCCUCUGCCUCGCCCACAAGCGCUCGCUCCGCAAGUACUCGGAGAUCGACCACGAGGAAGACUUCUUCGAGGCGGUGGAGGCGCCCGAUAUCCACCCUAAAACCCAACAGAGACCAGAAAUCAAAUCUCCCAACUUCUCCAAGGUGAAGGUCAUGGACAUCUUUCACCGGCUGGGCCCGCUCUCGGUCUUCUCUGCCAAGAACAAGUGGCACCCCCCGCGGACGGUCCAGCUGGUCCGAGGAGAGAGCGGCUUCGGGUUUACCCUCCGAGGGGAUUCGCCCGUCCUCAUUGCGGGAGUCGUCGCCGGAGGCUGCGCCGCGGAGGCCGGCCUGAAGGAGGGCGACUACAUCGUCUCCGUCGGAGGCAAGGACUGCCGGUGGUCCAAACACGCCCAGGUGGUGCAGCUGCUGAAGGUGUCCGGGGACGAGGGAGCCGAGGUCGGCGUCGUCACCCUGCAGUUCUCCGAAGGGUCGAGCACGGGCGACAAGAAGGCCACGGCCACGGCUGUGGGCCCCGGUGGGCUGCUGAAGAGCGGCCGGGAGAACGGCCGCAAGACGCUGCUGCGCAGCAAGGGGGCCGCUGCCACGCUCCUGGCCUGGGGCAGGAAGAGCCAGCGCAGCAAGCGGCCCCCCCGCCCGGCCUUCGCCCCCUGAGCGGAGGCAGCCGCGGCUCCGGGCACCACGCCGGGCUGGCCCAGCAGCCACGAGGACGGGCAGGCCAACCUGGCAGCCCGCGUGAGCCUCUGCGGUCAGGGCAGUCUACCUCUGGGUGCCAGAUGCUGGAGACGAGAAGCCGUGCGGGGGGCUUGUGGCUUUCCUGGGGGCAUCUGAGCAGCGGCUGCUGGGUGCUGGGGCUGAGCUGAGCUGGGCCGUCGCUCGCACCCAGCAAUCCCCCCUGGCAUUUCUAAAACCACAAGGAGCCGGCUAAGCAGCCCAGCGGGUGCGGGGAGUCCCGGGCGUCCGCUCGAGCGUGCUUCAAGCGCCCCCGAGCAGGGGCUGCCUUGGGGGACGGGAGCGCUGGCGCCUGCCUUUGCUGCGGCAUCGCGGCUUCUCUGGAGCCCCCCGUUUUGAGCCCCCGGCUCGAGAAGGCCGUGUGGAUUUUGGCACAUGGCUGGAGGGGCAAUAAGCAGAUCCAGGGCGUGGAUCUCUGCGGAAGCUGCUGACGGGUGCAAGCGCCGUUCCAGGCUCUCCGCAGAAGAGGGCUGCCGUGGGUCAGCAGGGAGCCGCUGCCGGGUAGCGCUAGCAGCCUGGCGCUUGGUGGGUUUACUCGGAAGCAAACUCUGGGGAGCGCAGUGGGCUGACUCCCUCGUUGGGGGGCGUGCUGCCACACAGCUAAGUGGCUGAGCUGAGGAUCCAGACCAGAGCCAGGACCCCCACCCAAGGCUGCCUUAAGCUUUGCCCUUGCCCCCCCCUCCGCAAUUUGGGGCGAGAAAUGCCGCACGGCCCUUUCAGGGUUUGCGUAGGGGCUGAGCCAAGAGGAAAGAGGACGCGCAUCGGAGUGUCCCGGACACCCGCAAGGCAGCAAUCCAGCGCCAGGUGUGACCUCACGACCGGCUGUCGCCCUGCCUGCACAGCUCCAAAUCCAGCUGUGGCGCUGGGUGGGGGGAGCAGGCGGGGGGGUGUUUCAGCCCUUACCUAUUUUCCAGGAAAGUUUGGAAAGGUGUGAGUAGUGGCUCUUGGGUGGGGGUGGGCAGGGACCGCCAUUCCUGGAGUCGCCUCUCCGCCUGAGCCGUGCUGUGCCCCGCUCUUUUCUCCCCGGAUACGCAGCGCUUUCCCCGAGACAGCUGCCGAUGCGCUGGCCAGGCAGCCUUGUCCAUCACCGCGCGAGCGGAGCCUGCGGGUCCUUCGUCUGUGUGGCACUGCUGCAGCGCUCGGGGCAGGACGGGACGGGACGGGAAGAGCCCCGGCCUGUGCCAGGGCUGCCCUGUCCCCUUUUCGAGGGCGCUCAGGCCUUCCCGGCUGAGGGCACCGAGCGCCCAGGCGGCCGGCAGAGGCCGCGCCUGCUCCCAGGACCACGCGAGGGAGCAGCCUCCGCGGAGCAAGAGCAGCCCUGCUCCAGGCCGCUCGGCGUCUCCUUGUGGCUGUGUCCAGGCACAAAGCUUUGAGGAAGCCCCCUGCAUCCUGCUUUUCUUCUGUGGCACACAGGGCUCCAGACCACCACGGGCAGACUCGGGAGCAGGGCCACAGAGCUGCCCGGGGCAUCCGCAGAGCGCUUGCUGGCCGCUUGCCAAAUCUGGCCAGGCCCCCAGAAGCCCUGGGAUGCAAGACGGGCCCCGGCAGCCAGCCCGGUCCAGUGAUUUGCCACAAGGCAGCGCCAUCCAGAUGCGCCUGCAGGCAGCCAGAGUCUCAGGCCAGCCGCAACACGUCCCUAGCCAGGCCAGCGGUGGCAGGCUGCUCGAGUCAGCCAGCCAAGCUGUACGCCUCAGCAGAAGGCUGUUUGGAUGCUCACAAGGCAAUUCCAACAUCUCAUUAGGCUGCCCCAGGGCUUGCUCCCAGAUUAGUGUGUGGGGGGUUCCAUCGUCCACCAGACAGGCUCUGAAUGGACACUGGCCAUCACCCAAGUGCUGACGGCAGACCAGAGCCUGGGUCGGUGCAGGACUCGCACUGUCCUGCUGGUCACAUCACUGGCCUUUUGCGAGAGCAGGUGUAAUCCAGUCUGCGGCUGCAUGUCCUUUCAGCCCCUGUAGCCAUGGAAUCUUGUUCAUUUGUUUGUUUGUUUUAAAAAGAGCCUUAGCUGUUAAAAUGUGAAAGUUAAUUUACAGCGUAAACUUGGAUGUUAUAUGCCGCCAUCUGUGACUUUCAGUGACCUGAACGAGCGCUCACCCAAAGGCCGUCCGCAGCAGCCCUGCUCCGCUCGUCAACAUAGUUUAAUGCAACUUAAUUAAAAAAAACAUUUGUUUUCAGCUGAGCAAGUGCCACAUGGGCAGUACUCGCCCCCCUGUGUUUGUGCAGCGUGGGAGAGUGUCAAACCGUUGUGUGUUUUUUCCGCGCCUCUUCAGAAAGAGUUGUCUGAGAGCGUUUCCCCGCAUGGCUCUGCUGCUUGCCAGCUUCGCCCCUGUGGCCUGGCCCAGUGUGGGACAGGCUGUCCUCAGCCCCCUCCAGAGGCGGCUCCAGGAGCUCACCGGGAAGAUGGCGGCCCUUCGACUCCAGUGGCCCACUCCGCAGCUGCUCCCAGUGGAUUUCGGGGCAGCAGACAAUUCCCAGCUCAACCUCAGGUUCUCCUGGUGAAGCUGGAAAAAUUUCUGCCCGAAACCCUCGAAAGCUGGUGUUGCCCUCUGGACUGAGAACACGGGGCUGGCUGGAGCCGAGGCUGCUCCUGCUGGUCCCCAGAGUGGGGCUUUCACCGUUUUCCGUUUAAUGUCCUCGUUUUGUCAUUGCUGGGGCUGCUGACCCCGCACCACGGAUUUAAUUGAGGGGGCCUGCAUGGGGCUGUGUGAUGAUUUGCACACAGCCUCGCUUGGCUUCUGGCAACCCACGUGCUUUAUGUGGGUUCCCCAGAUGGAAAGUGUUUCUUCCCCCAGGUUGAAAUGAGGAAGGGAUUCUUCAAAGGACCUUCUUGGAAACCCGAGAUGUGCAAAAGAGUGUUUUUCUUCUCUUUUUAAUCUAUUUAAUGUGGACUGUUGAUUUGGACCUGCACUCAACUGUAGAAGCUGCUUUUAAUGCCUGAUAGAGCAAUAAAGAGUGUCUCUGA
This is a messenger RNA of Varanus komodoensis (Komodo dragon), 5161 nucleotides long. RefSeq names its product rhophilin Rho GTPase binding protein 1 (gene RHPN1). Gene Ontology annotation, biological process: signal transduction; negative regulation of stress fiber assembly. The coding region runs from base 109 to 2124 and encodes 671 amino acids. Lineage: Eukaryota; Metazoa; Chordata; Lepidosauria; Squamata; Varanidae. The transcript is spliced from 15 exons. The record is from RefSeq and is a predicted model, not a curated record. Gene Ontology annotation, molecular function: protein binding.